This is a messenger RNA of Salmo salar (Atlantic salmon), 4914 nucleotides long. RefSeq names its product solute carrier family 35 member F5. The record is from RefSeq and is a predicted model, not a curated record. NCBI's taxonomy places the organism in Eukaryota, Metazoa, Chordata, Actinopteri, Salmoniformes, Salmonidae. Gene Ontology annotation, cellular component: membrane.
GUUAACUAGCUACUCUGUAGCUAAUGUUAGCUGUAAACUUCGAGAAAGCUAGCUUGUUCACGCGUUGGCUAAUGAUGGCUCUAGUACUGCAGUUCCCAUAUUGCAAAAAUAACUUGUUACAUUAAUUUUAAACUAAUUCAGGUAAACUAAGUAGCUAAAUUAGAUAACUGCUGUCUAAUCGGCAUGAUGUUUCAGCUAGUUAACAAGCUCGUGAGUCCUUGCGAACAGAGUAAGAAAAUUGUUUAUCUUGCUAGUAAGUUAGCAAGCUAAUUACCCCCUCUUUCGCUCUUGUUUGUCCUAUGAAUGAUGAAUCGAGCUAGUGAGCUACUUAGAAAUAUCUGAUUAUCAAAUGAAGGACACCUCUGCAAGCAUUACCUCUAACGUUAUAGUGUUACAGACAGGAAUCUGUCAGACUCAGAGUGACGUGCCUCUCACCCCUUUGACAAAUGUAUGUUGUGCAUUCCUCCUUAACCGUGAUUAUUCGAUUUAGCUACUUGGCUAAAAAUACCAGGAUUUUUUUUCUGACCUUCAUCGGGAAUUUACUCCAUAGUUCUUUGAUGUUGCUGUGAAUGAAGCGCUACUUUCUACGUUAGUUAAAUAAUGCAAAUCUGAAACACCCUAUGCAAAGGAUCAAUCAACUUCUGCAUAGUUGUAACGUUAGCACACAUGAUUCCUCCCUAGUAGACUAGCAUAGCUAAGGCAACACUGAGCAAACAUUAUGAACAAUGAAUGCGUUCAUUCAUGAGCCGCUCCCUGUCUGCUAAUCCAGUGGUUCACGACCUUUUUCGGUUACUGUACCACCAACGGAUUUUUUUUUCUCUGCCCAGAGUACUCCUGAAGUACCCCCUCAUGUCAUGUGCAUUUUACCAGUAGGGCUAUGGUCUCAUGAGUCGUCUCAAGUCCCCUUGUGGAUAGGCCAUGUUUCAAAAGGACCAAGCUCUGACCCUAAGGCACCUUUGAUUUCCCCUCCAAGAUCAGGUGCAUUAGUGCUGGUGCGUUUUCCAACUAAAACAGUUUCAUAAUGGACAAGUUCAGUAUGGUGCCUGUGAAGCCCCAUGUUGGUGUUCCUCUUUCCUGAGCUGGUCUGCACAGCAACUCCUAGAGCCAACGUGCCUUUCCUGGGGUCAACCCGAUUCCUGCCUGUUCCGAGUCAGAAAGUCCAAAACUCUGAAGAAUCCUGUAUUAGGAUUUCCAGAUGGUGUGGGUGUUCAUCAUGAACCGGAUGGGUUCUCAGGGCAGCACGGUGGCCCAGCAGAGACGCAUGGCCCUGGGGGUGGUCAUCCUCCUGCUGGUGGACGUCAUCUGGGUGGCUUCCUCUGAGCUCACCUCAUACAUAUUCAAGCGGCAGGAGUACAAUAAGCCCUUCUUCAGCACGUUCACCAAGACCUCCAUGUUUGUGCUGUAUCUGCUGGGGUUCCUGCUGUGGAGGCCAUGGAGGCAGCAGUGCACGGGCAGUCUUCGGGGACGACACGCUGCCUUUUUUGCUGAGGCCUACUUUACCCCCUGUAUCAACGACACCAGUUUGAAUGACCAUACCCUAAGUGAACCCCUGUACGUUCCUGUGAAGUUUCAGGACCUUCCCACAGAACAGACAAACUGUGUCAAUGGAGACUGUGAUUCUACCUCUAAAAAACAGCGGGUGCGCUUCAGCAACAUCAUGGAGGUGCGCCAGCUCCCAUCUACACAGGCCCUGGAAGCUAAGCUGUCCCGCAUGUCCUUCCCCGCCGCCAAGGACCAGGAGUCCAUGCUCCGCACUGUGGGCAAGCUCACCGUCACCGACGUGGCCAAGAUCAGCUUCUUCUUCUGCUUUGUGUGGUUCCUAGCCAACCUCUCCUACCAAGAGGCCCUGUCUGACACUCCGGUUGCCAUAGUGAACGUUCUGUCCUCCACUUCAGGUCUCUUCACCCUCAUCCUGGCGGCCGUAUUUCCCAGUAACAGCAGUGACCGCUUUACUCUGUCCAAGCUUUUAGCUGUGGCUCUGAGCAUGGGAGGAGUGGCUCUGGUUAGUUUUUCCAGCAUGGACAGCCCCGAUGGGAAAGGUGCUACAGGCUCCCUGUGGUCGUUGGCUGGGGCUGCGCUGUACGCGGUCUACAUCGUCAUGAUCAAGAGGAAGGUGGACCGGGAGGACAAGCUGGACAUCCCUAUGUUCUUUGGAUUUGUGGGGUUGUUCAAGCUGCUCCUCCUAUGGCCAGGCUUCCUUGUGCUUCACUACACAGGCUUUGAGGCCUUUGAGCUGCCCAGCAAGCUAGUGUGGACCUACAUCCUCAUCAACGGCCUCAUCGGCACUGUGCUCUCCGAGUUCCUCUGGCUCUGGGGCUGCUUCCUCACCUCCUCCCUCAUAGGCACUCUGGCCCUCAGCCUCACCAUCCCACUGUCCAUCAUAGCAGACAUAUGCAUGCAGAAGGUGAGUUUCUCCUGGCUGUUUUUCGCUGGAGCGGUUCCCGUCUUCCUCUCCUUCUUCAUCGCCACUCUGUUAUGCCACUACAACAAUUGGGACCCCGUCAUGGUGGGGCUACGAAGAGUGUUUGCCUUCAUAUGCCGCUCGAAACAUCGGAUUCAAAGAUUGCCAGAGGACAGUGAACAGUGUGAAAGCCUUAUUCCCUUACACACCGUCUCCCAUGACAACGAAAGCUUCUGCUCGUGAUCCACCAGCCAGUCACAGGAUCGUGAAUACAGCGCGGAGCGGCAUGCUGAAGUGACAAUCUUGAAGCAACCAAACAGAGACCUUGAACUACCCCCAGUGCCUCUUAUUCAACCUAUUUAUUCUCUGCAGUGUGGAGUUGACGUUCCAUCUCUACAAGAUGAACUCUUUUUACUUUGUACAGCGUUGAUGCGACUCGUCGUUGACUGAGAUUGUGUGUUUUGCUGUGUUGGAUGUGUAAAAAGAAAGAAACUUGAUGGUGCCGGCCUUUUAUCAAUGAUUCAUAGUGUCAUGUGGCCACUUCAAAUGGUACACGUUUAAAUAAUGGGACAGAGUGGCUUCAUAAGAAGAGCAAGGUUGUUAUUCCCGUGGCAGCAAUUUGUAACAAUGAAAGGGUCGCUGCUUGUUCACAGGAGUAGGUUUGGGAGCAGGCAAAAUGAAUUCUCGUUAAUGUAGAAAUAGUAUGGGUGGAACAAGUUGGUCAUGGAUUUGAUCAUCAGGCUAUUAGGUGACUUACACAUAUGAUGUAGAGAUCUGUGCGUAUUCACAAAUAGUCUCAGAGUUAAAGUAUUGAUAAAGGAUCCGUUUUGCCUUUUAGAUCAUAAUGAAUAAGAUUAUAUAGACAGGGAGGACCUGUCCCUUGAUCAGCACAGAGUAGCAGUUCCUGUAAACAAGCAGUCUCAGAAGUUUGAGAUUAGGAGACGGCACUACAGCAUUUGAUUUCUCUCCAUCUCUUGUCCCUGGCAGCCAGGUAAUGCUGGAUCAUGAAGGCAAACUGUGAUUAAGCUUUUUGUAUGUGUUAGAAUGGGAACUAACAUUAACCCCUCGACUAAGCUAAGCUGCUAUAUAAUGCCGUUGCCUUUCCAACCGAAAACAGUAACCAUCUCAAAACAGGUGUAAAUACUGUACUUCGCCAUGAAAUUCGAAUGAAGUAUUCUUUAGUUAGUAUUUUGAAAAAUGACUACUACAAAGACCCUCUGAGUAUCUAGCCUUCAUGUUCUCCGAAAAAUUGUUUACUCCAAUGUUUUUUGUUCUUUUAAAGUCUUUGCUGUUAUGACACUAAAAAGGAUUUAAGACAGACCAAGUACAUGGAUUUUCCAGUAUGUUACAGAAGCACUAUUUUUCAUCCAAUUAGAUUCCCAUAGUCUUAAAGAGAAAAUGUUAUUGCAUCUGAGAUUAUUCAUACCACUUCGGUGGGUAUUGCAGAGCCACGAAUGGGCACCUGAUCUGAUUGAAUAUCUUUCACCUGUUGAAAACGGACAAUUUUAUGCUAUAAUAGUUUCUAUAUCCAACAAUUGUAUUUUGACACAUUUUGUUUGAUCAGCACAUGAAAUGCAAAUCAGUCACCCACUCACCCUUAUUCUAUUGAUGAUUUUAUUUGACUUAAACACAUGUUUGAUCAGUUAAAGUGAACUGUCUCUUCUGUAACCCUUGAUGUACACCAUGACAAAGGGCAUGUUCUCAAUGUUAUUCCACCAGCUGUCAACCUGUGUACAGAACUUUAUGGAGUGUUUGCCCAGCACCCACUGUGGAUGGAAGACAUUUUAUGACUUGAGCUAACUGCAGGAAGUAAUAACUUGCCCUGUAAAGUGAAAAAAGUUCAGCCCCUCAAGUGCAUGUUUUACCUUUGUCCAACUCAGUUGUUACUUUCACAUUGUAAAAAAAUAAAAUAAUCUACCCUAGCCAGUAGCUUUUAUUACCAUCAGCUAUGAUUCAUGCACAAAGGAAACCAGCUGUGAGAUGUAUUUUGAUGUUUAAUACAUGUGGUUCCUGUAGCCUAUUUUUACUUGUGAAAAACCCAGGCACUCUGGAAGUAUACAUCCUAUGAAAGUUGAUCAUUUAUUUCCUAUCUAAACAUUUAUCAGAUUUUCCCCCAUAUCAUCCAUGUUGAAGUCUCUUAUUGAUGGGCGAUGUGCCAGAUACAUAAGUGCAUUGUAUAUAUUUUCUCAAAGCUCAUGUUUUUAAAACGUAUUUUCAAAAAUGUAUUUUUUUCAACGGUUCUUACGAGAUGUGAGUAUAUCGUAUGAAGGUUGUUUUUUCUUUCUCAGGUACUUUGGUGGCAGGAUGACUUUUUCCUCUGUCCAAUCAGAUUUUGUUUUGAUAAUUUCCUGUCCUUUAUUAAUGGAUCUCUUUUAAAAAGAUGUAUACAGAUUUAUUUAAGUGUGAUCAUCGUAGUUUACCCUAUCAUCACAGGCUCUUUUAAGAGUCUUUGGUGAAAUUGCGUAAGUCCUUUUUCUAAUGUUAUGCUGCACUAUUAAAACUGAAGAUUUUCA